AUGCAGUUCAGAGGGAUUAUAAGCUACCUUAGAUUAUGUUCUUUGGUUCAAGCCAAAGAAUGGGUCAACUGUGUUGAGAUCAUCAAUAAAGAGCUACAUUCUAUACCGCAUCAACUACAGGAUCAAGUCCAGUAUAUAAGAGCCUUCUGUCUAUAUCACCAUGGCAACUUCACUGAAGCCUUAGAUGCCUGUCAGCGUCUGACUGAGAUUAUCUCCAAAGAUUGUGUCUCUGUCCAAGUAUACAACCUUAUGGGAUGCUGUCUUAGGCAAAUGGGCAAACCUCAUAUGGCACAGCAGCAGUUCAGGAAAGCUCUUACAAGCUGUUCAAUCAUUCCACCACCCUCCCUCUUCAACCUGUCUGUCACCUAUAGAGAUCUGGGGGAUGAAGAUGCAGAAGUGAAAUCUCUCCGUCUGUUAGUAAAGGCCCUUGCGUUAGACCAGACUGCAGAUGAGAAUGGAGAUGAUACCUUUAUCAGUCCUAGUCCUGCAUGGCCACCAGUGCUGCUACUUCCAGUUUCUUGGACAAAGGAAAGGUCUGAUCACCCUAUGCAAUCCUUUGAUUACUGGACUGGGGUCUAUGUCCUGGCAAAGCGUAGCCAUGAUCUUAACCAGACUGACAUUGCUGUUGAUAUGUUUAUGGCCUUGCUCUCUGACGUUGUACUACUUGAAAGCAGCUCUCUGGCCUUUGAUAGAGGCAGCCGAGGUAAUUCACUCCUGCCUCCUCUGAAAACCAUUUAUUUGGAUGCUGCCACUGCCCUCCUGAAGGCAGGCAAGACCCAGGAGGCACUGGCGGUGUGUGACAAGCUGUUGUCCAAAUCAUCUAUCCUCCAACAUGACAGCAUACCAGAUUCAUCCUCUGCGAUAGAUGAUGGUGAACCCAAGAGGCCGUCCCGCAGGUUCCCUUUCUUGGUGCCAUGUGCAACACCGUCUUCCGAAGAGCGUUCCAAGGCAGAGAGGACUGCACACCCAGGCGACCAAGGAGGUGGGGAUGGUAGGGAUAAGAGUAUACCUGAAUGCAGUAGUGGUUCCGGUGGAGGUCACACCCUUGGACAUAGCGGUGUUGGCCAUCAUGGGACCGACAUGCAAGGUCCAAGAGGUUCUGGAGACACUGUAGGCAGAAGGAAGAGGCAGCGGGAGCAAGAUGAGGCCGCAGCUGUCACAGGGGCUUCCCCAACAACACUUGAAAAUCAGGUCCACAUUGACUGUAGCAACUCAGAUAAUGGUAGACGAGAGGAGGAAGAGGAUGAAACCUACACUGCACAUGCUCUGAUUCUGCAAGCACAUUGCCUCUUCAAGGAACAUAAAGCCGAGCUGGCCAUGACAGAAGUUGAUUGUGCUCUGGGAAUUUUGCAGACCAGUAGAGCAGGAGUCGAGGUUGACCAAUGGAUGGAGGAGAAUGAGGGCACAGAUGAUAUCAGCAAGGCUAAGAGGAGAAGAAUCGAUUCAGCUUUUGAUGGAAUACCAGACAAUAAAAGAAGCUCUUCAUUGAAUAACCAGUCAACACAUUCAUCAAUCCUGAAAUCGAUUGCAUAUCAGCUCAAAGCAUCAAUUUUAAUCAGUCAGAAUCAGCUACAUGAUGCAAUGAAAGUCGUCUUGCAAAGCCUCCAAAGCUGUCAAAACAAUACAGAUUCCUUGAGGACCCAUGCAGUAAUCCUGGAGAAGCUAAACAGAAAGGGUGAAGCUGUCAAAGCUUCGUCCAGACUAAAAGAAGCCAAAGCAGCAUCUGGGACAGUCCACUCCCUCUCAUCAUGGUACAAUGAAACCUGCUUACAAAACCCAUGCAGUAAUCCUGGAGAAGCUUGAUAGAAAGGGUGAAACUGGCAAAGCUUGAUCCAGACUAAAAGAAGCCAAAGCAGCAUCUGGAUGGUCCACU
Lytechinus variegatus (green sea urchin) is the source of this 1873-nucleotide messenger RNA. RefSeq lists its product as uncharacterized. Gene Ontology annotation, cellular component: Fanconi anaemia nuclear complex. NCBI's taxonomy places the organism in Eukaryota, Metazoa, Echinodermata, Echinoidea, Temnopleuroida, Toxopneustidae. The record is from RefSeq and is a predicted model, not a curated record. The transcript is spliced from 8 exons. Gene Ontology annotation, biological process: interstrand cross-link repair. Gene Ontology annotation, molecular function: protein binding. Bases 1 to 1803 code for a protein of 600 amino acids.